Messenger RNA from Benincasa hispida (wax gourd), 753 nucleotides. The record is from RefSeq and is a predicted model, not a curated record. Lineage: Eukaryota; Viridiplantae; Streptophyta; Magnoliopsida; Cucurbitales; Cucurbitaceae.
AUGGAUGUCAAGUUAACAUUUCUACAUGGGUAUUUAGAGGACGAAAUUUAUGUUGAGCAACCCCCUGGUUAUGCCAAAAUUGGAGAAGAAAAUAAGGGAAAUUCAAACAUGAUGAUUGACGAAUUCAAAGAGAGUAUGAAGAAAGAAUUUGAGAUGACUGAUAUGGGUUUACUUCAUUACUUUCUUGGUAUUCAAGUUAAACAAGGUGAUAAUGAGAUUGCAAUUUCCCAAAAGAAGUAUGCAAAAGAUUUGUUGAUAAAGUUCAAAAUGGAGAAUGCUUAUUCUGCUAGUACUCCUAUGGAACUGGGUUUAAAGUUAAGCAAGCAUGAUGUUAGUGAAGCUUUUGAUGCCACCAUCUAUAGAAGUCUUGUUGGAACUUUAAUUAAUAGUGAUUGGGGAGGAAAUAUUGAUGAUUUCAAAAGUACUUCUGGAUAUGUAUUUAAUAUUGGUUCUGGAGCAGUUUCGUGGGCAUCAAAGAAGCAGGAUGUUGUAGCAUUGUCAACAAUGGAAGCUGAAUACAUUUCUUUGUCUGCAGCUAGUUGUCAAGCAUUUUGGCUUAGAAAGAUAUAUGUAAUUGUUCAAGUACAUGAAUGGUAUUGUAAAACAUCAAAAGCUAUUUUCCAGGAUUUGCACAAAGUUUCCCAUGUCGUUGAGAUGGGUCAAAUGGGCAGUGGCAUUCAAGAUGCUCUUAGUGCACCUGUGGGAAGGCACACUGUACCUCAAGUGUUCAUAGAUGGAAAACAGAUAUGGUAA